Molecule: messenger RNA, 2593 nt
Organism: Vombatus ursinus (common wombat)
Lineage: Eukaryota; Metazoa; Chordata; Mammalia; Diprotodontia; Vombatidae
Gene: TTC19
Product: tetratricopeptide repeat domain 19
Exons: 10
Coding region: 1-1146 (381 amino acids)
Biological process (GO): mitochondrial respiratory chain complex III assembly
Cellular component (GO): mitochondrial inner membrane
Molecular function (GO): protein binding
Source: RefSeq, a predicted model, not a curated record
AUGUGGGGCCCGUUGAGUCGCAGCCUCGGCCGGGGCCUCCUGGCGGCCGCGGGCCGGCGGCGCCGGGGCUACGCGCGGCUCCUGCUGGCGGGGCCGCGCGGCGGUGGCAGCGGCCGACGGGGCACCGACGUGGCCGCCAAGCCGCCCCGCGUCGGGCAGGGCCGCUCGGGCCGCGGGCUGUGCGUGGUGGCGCUGGCGGCUCUGUCGUGGUUUUUCAAAAGCGCCCCCGCCGAGGUGGAGGAGGAGGAAGAGGAGGAUGACGAUGAGGAGGAGGAGAUGGAGAGCCCUCCCUCCGAGACCGAACUCAAGAUCAUCGAAAUGCUAAAGCGGGCCAAGUUGAGUAUUAUGAAAAAGGACCCUGAGGAGGCAGAGCGAAUUUUGCACGAGGCCCUUCAUCUUGCUCAUAAGGCAGAUAUCAAGAAGGCCAUCAUCUACACCUAUGAUAUGAUGGCUAACUUAGCGUUCAUGAGGAAUCAGCUUGAAAAAGCAGAGAAGCUCUUUAAAGCAACAAUGAGCUAUCUCCUGGUUGGGGGCAUGAAGCAGGAGGACAAUGCAAUAAUUGAAAUAUCCCUAAAAUUGGCCAGUAUCUAUGCUACUCUGAAAAGACAGGAAUUUGCUUUUGCUGGCUAUGAGUUCUGCAUUUCAACCCUGGAGAGAAAAAUCACAAGACAGAAGGCAUUAACAGAAGAAGUUAUGCCAGCGGAAGAGAAAGUCAACACCCAUCUCCUUCUGGGCAUGUGCUAUGACUCCUAUGCUCGCUAUCUCCUUGAUAUCAGCCGACUGUUGGAUGCGCAAAAGAUGUACGAAAAAGCGCUGCAGAUUUCCAAAGAGAUACGAGGAGAAAGACACCCACAGACCGUGGUGCUAAUGAAUGACCUGGCCACUACCCUGGAUGCACAAGGCCGCUUUGAUGAAGCCUAUACGUAUGUGAAAAAGGCAACAGAGCUGGCGAGGCAGAUUGAGCACCCGGAGCUUCACCGCGUCCUCAGCAACAUGGCAGGAAUAUUGAUGCACAAAGCAAGCUUUGCUGAAGCCAAAUACGUCUACGAGGAGGCCCUGAAAGAGGCUGAGCUAAAGGGAGACGUGGCCUCCAUCGAACACAUCAAGGAGGAGCUGGCUGAACUGGCCAGCGGUCCAGGCCUUUGACUAGGUUUCACCCAAGGGUAGAUCUCGAGCGUGGGGCGGGGACGCCCCUUACCAAGAGGAAGGCCUGUGAUUCCCGUCGGCUUGAAUCGUUCCUGUCUGAUGCUCAACUCUACCCCCCUUUAACGGUCAAACAAAACGUACUCUACCCCAUGCCUUUUUCUAGAAACAAGCCCUCAGACUGGAGCUUUGUUCUCAGUGUUGGACCCUUCAUAGAACUCCUCCACAAGGGAACAGACUGGCUGUAUGGGAACAGAAGGGAAAGUGUAGUUUUUGUUAUGAUGCUACAAAGACUGCUAGAGAAGAAACCUCUUUUUCAAGGCCUGACUUGUUUUGGGGAAUAACAGAGCAGCCCUCAUGAGAAUUAGGUCACUGAUGAAGAAUUCUGCAGUCUUUCUUUUUGCCCAGCCUAUUCAGAGGGUCACGAAAGGCCUGGCCUUAACUUUGGUUUUCAUUGUGAUUUUUAAAACAUGACAUUAGUGCCCACCUCUUUUCCGUAGCCUCUCUGCUCUUCUCUAUUUGUAUCGAAAGAGCAGUUUGGAUCUAACGAGUCAGAGAUCAAAGUCUUAAGUUAGCUUCUUUGCAAAGGUAAAUUUCGUCUUAUCGGGAUACACACUGCUUCAACUUUAACCAGUAACUUGUGGGUAGUAGCCACAUUCAGUUUCUUGCCAAUGGGUACAAAGGAAAAAAAAUAUUAGAAAAAGGCUUAGUCAGGGGCCACCAGGACUUUCACUAAAUUGUUAUUUUAAAAGUAUACUUCACUGGCACUUAUAGGCCAGUAUCGUAAUCAGUGAAUUUAUUCUACCCACUAUGCAGAAUUAGGUUUUCAUAAAUGGGACUGGUAAGCAGGGCAGCUGGAAAUGAACCAGCUGCCUGUCCUCUGAAGCACUCCAGCAUUCUAAAUAGAUGGAUGAAUGAGGCUUCUAACACUCUUGGCUGCUGAGUCCAAAAUAGUAAAAAAAAAAACUUGAGUUGUAGUAAACCCGAGUGAGCUGUUAAGUUUCUGCAGGAAUCUACUUAUUGAUGUGAAAUUGUGUUUUUCAAACCUCCAGAGCUUCUAAUUAUUUAUUCUUAAAUGAACCUACUAUAAUCUGUCCUGGGAGAAGGAAAGAAACCUGUCACUUCAGUCUCACCUAAUAAAAGUGAGAUUUAAUCUCCCGUGUACUAAUUUAAACCUGCUACACUUGAAAUUGAACACUUAAAGCAAUCAAAAUGUUGUGUGCUCGUGUGCGUGUGCACAGACACACACACACCUUCAUAUCUCAUGAAAUUUAGUCCUACAAAAGACUACUUGCCCAGGGAAAAGUGACGGUUUAUCUACGUUAACUAGUGAUGAAUGUAAAUUUUAUUGAACUGUUUGUAUGCCAUCCAUGGAAUGAGUGCACUAGUAAUAUUUUUGGUACGUCUGUGGAUUGGAUGAUCCUAAGUAAUAAACUAGACACCAAGAUCA